AUUGCUAAGCCUAGCCUUUCCCUCUCUCUCUCUCUCUCUCUCUCUCUCUCUCACACUUCGCAUUUCAAAUUCCGGGUUUUCGAUCUUUUGGCAGACCCAUCAUCGAAAUCGGCCGGGCUCAUAAGAUCUUAAUCUCAAAAGCACGAAGAUCGAUGGAGAGAGUGAGAGAGAAGGCUAUGGAGAUCGCGAGGGAGGUAGAGAGAGUUGCAAGAGAAGAUCCAAGGAGAGUCGUUCAUUCUCUUAAAGUGGGACUUGCUCUCGCUCUGGUCUCGUCCUUCUACUAUUACCAACCUCUCUACGACAACUUCGGCGUCAAUGCGAUGUGGGCCGUCAUGACCGUCGUAGUCGUCUUCGAGUUCUCUGUCGGGGCCACGCUUGGGAAAGGAUUGAACAGAGGAGUUGCAACAUUAUUUGCCAGUGCACUUGGAGUCGGAGCUCACCACAUUGCAAGCAUUUCGGGACCCACACUAGAACCGAUUCUUCUUGCAGUCUUUGUCUUUUUGCAUGCUGCCAUAUCGACGUUUAUACGGUUCUUCCCCAAGGUGAAGGCAAGAUACGAUUACGGUCUGUUGAUAUUCAUACUCACGUUCGCGUUGGUAUCGGUCUCGGGCUUCAGAGACGACGAGGUUAUCGAAUUGGCGCACAAGAGGUUGUCGACGGUCGGCGUGGGAGGAGCUGCUUGUGUUCUUGUCUCCAUCUUCAUCUGUCCUGUUUGGGCAGGACAAGACCUUCACAAUCUCAUCGCCAACAAUUUGGCAAAAGUCGGGAAUUUUCUAGAAGAAUUUGGGGACGAAUACUUUCAAGGGGCAGCGAAUGGAGACACCAUACACGUUGAGAAGAAGAGAGAGAAUCUUGAAGGGUAUAAAAGUGUCCUAAGCACAAAAUCGAAUGAAGAGUCUUUGGUGGGCGAAUUUCGCGAGAUGGGAACCGGGUCACGGGGAUUUCAGGUUCAGGCAUCCUUGGAAACAAUAUCUCGCCAUUGGUACGUUGAUCCGACAGUGCGGUUAUCGGGUCGAUGCCUUGAAUUCAUACCUCAAAGCAGAUAUCCAGGUAUCAAUGGAUGCAAAAAAGAGAUUAGAAGAGCCAUUGAGAAGAAUGAGUUCUGAAUCAGGCAAGGCAUUGAAAGAACUAUCGCUUGCCUUCAAGAAAAUGAAAAAGCCGUCCU
Messenger RNA from Tarenaya hassleriana, 1165 nucleotides. Its product is annotated as aluminum-activated malate transporter 2-like. The record is from RefSeq and is a predicted model, not a curated record. Gene Ontology annotation, cellular component: plant-type vacuole membrane. The transcript has 6 exons. NCBI's taxonomy places the organism in Eukaryota, Viridiplantae, Streptophyta, Magnoliopsida, Brassicales, Cleomaceae. Gene Ontology annotation, biological process: malate transport. The coding region runs from base 153 to 1106 and encodes 317 amino acids.